UAAAAAUUUCGGCCAUUUAAUAUUCAAACCUCAGACUAACGACAUGCUUAUUCAUAAAAAUUAUUGAUCUGUUCACGUCUUCUCAAUUUCGCAAAAAUAUGUACUCUCUCGACUGAUCUUUUCUCUCUAUAUAUAUAUAUCUCGAGGCAUAGAUUAAUAAAUUGUCAAAAAUUAACAAAAACCCUUAAAAAAAUAAUGGCUAGACAACAAAUGCAGGUGCUUACCGCACUCGAUUCAGCCAAAACGCAAUGGUACCAUUUCACCGCAAUAGUGAUAGCCGGAAUGGGGUUCUUCACUGACGCCUACGACCUCUUCUGCAUCUCUCUCGUCACCAAGCUCCUCGGCCGCAUAUACUACCACCGCGACGGCGCCGCCAACCCCGGCACGCUUCCCCCGAACGUCUCCUCCGCCGUCAACGGCGUCGCCUUCUGCGGCACGCUGGCGGGGCAGCUCUUCUUCGGGUGGCUCGGCGACAAAUUAGGCCGGAAAAGAGUGUACGGGAUGACGCUCAUGCUGAUGAUCAUAUCCUCCGCCGCCUCGGGGCUGUCGUUCGGCGCCACGCCGAAGGCCGUCAUGGCCACCCUCUGCUUCUCCCGCUUCUGGCUCGGCUUCGGCAUCGGCGGCGACUACCCGCUCUCCGCCACCAUCAUGUCGGAGUACGCCAAUAAGAAAACCCGCGGCGCCUUCGUCGCCGCCGUCUUCGCGAUGCAGGGGUUCGGGAUCCUGACCGGCGGGAUGGUGGCGAUCGCGGUGGCGGCGGCGUUCGAGGCCGCGUUCCCGGCCCCCGCGUACGAACACGGCGGCGGCGCGUCCACAGCCCCGGAAGCCGACUACGCGUGGCGCGUGAUACUCAUGUUCGGCGCGCUCCCGGCGGCCCUGACCUACUACUGGCGCGCGAAGAUGCCGGAGACCGCGCGGUACACGGCGCUGGUGGCGAGGAACGCGAAGCGGGCGGCGGCGGACAUGUCGAAGGUGCUGCAGGUGGAGAUAGAAGCCGAGCAGGAGAAAAUGAAUGACUCUACGAAUGCAUUCGGAUUGUUCUCGAAACAAUUCCUCCGCCGCCACGGGCUGCAUUUGCUCGGCACGACGACGACGUGGUUCCUGCUCGACAUCGCCUUCUACAGUCAGAACCUUUUCCAGAAGGACAUCUUCACAGCGAUCGGGUGGACCCCGCCGCCGAAGACGAUGAACGCCAUGGAAGAGAUGUACAGAAUCGCUCGAGCUCAAACCCUAAUCGCGCUGUGCAGCACCGUGCCUGGUUACUGGUUCACCGUGGUUUUCAUCGACAGGAUCGGGCGUUUCGCGAUCCAGUUCAUGGGGUUCUUCUUCAUGACGGCGUUCAUGUUCGCGCUAGCGAUCCCUUACGAUCACUGGACUCGCAGCGAGAACAGAAUCGGUUUCGUGAUCAUGUACUCGUUGACCUUCUUCUUCGCGAAUUUCGGGCCGAACGCGACGACGUUCGUGGUGGCGGCGGAGAUAUUUCCGGUGAGAUUGAGGGCGACGUGCCACGGGAUAUCGGCGGCGGCGGGGAAGGUGGGGGCGAUGGUGGGGGCGUUCGGGUUCCUGUACGCGGCGCAGGCGAGGGAGGCGGGGAAGGCGGAGGCGGGGUAUCCGGCGGGGAUGGGGGUGAGGAACGCGCUGAUGGUGCUGGGGUGCGUGAACGCGUUGGGGAUGGCGUUGACGCUGCUGGUGCCGGAGUCGAAGGGGAGGUCGUUGGAGGAGAUGUCGAUGGAGAAUGAGGAAGAGUUGCAGAGGGAGAUUAGGACAGUGCCGGUUUAGUUUGAGCAAACUAAAUGUGGGUUUACGUUAAUGUCUUGUUAAUUUUUAUGUGUGCUUGUAAUUUUCGUAUUGUGAAGUUUGCACGUAACGAGUUAUGACAAGCUAAUACCAUAUAUGAGUACUACGUAUUGUAGAGGGUUUUUUUUUU
Salvia miltiorrhiza (redroot sage) is the source of this 1927-nucleotide messenger RNA. RefSeq names its product low affinity inorganic phosphate transporter 1-like. The transcript has a single exon. The record is from RefSeq and is a predicted model, not a curated record. Gene Ontology annotation, molecular function: phosphate transmembrane transporter activity. NCBI's taxonomy places the organism in Eukaryota, Viridiplantae, Streptophyta, Magnoliopsida, Lamiales, Lamiaceae. The coding region runs from base 196 to 1779 and encodes 527 amino acids. Gene Ontology annotation, biological process: transmembrane transport; phosphate ion transport. Gene Ontology annotation, cellular component: membrane.